Messenger RNA from Momordica charantia (bitter melon), 1310 nucleotides. RefSeq lists its product as uncharacterized. Gene Ontology annotation, molecular function: RNA polymerase II cis-regulatory region sequence-specific DNA binding; protein dimerization activity; DNA-binding transcription factor activity, RNA polymerase II-specific. Gene Ontology annotation, biological process: regulation of transcription by RNA polymerase II. NCBI's taxonomy places the organism in Eukaryota, Viridiplantae, Streptophyta, Magnoliopsida, Cucurbitales, Cucurbitaceae. The record is from RefSeq and is a predicted model, not a curated record. Gene Ontology annotation, cellular component: nucleus.
AUCUCUUUCUUUUUAUCCAAGAAUGGAGUCCAUAGGAGCCAUUUCAGAAAGAGAAUGGAUCUCUCUCAGUGGAACAUACACAGCUGAGGAGUCUGAUUUCAUGGUCAAUUUGCUCAGUAACUAUUGUCUUCCAAAUGAGCUAAAUUCAGGUUUAAGCUUGGAAAUCCCACCUUCUUAUUGGGCUGCCAAUGAGCCAUCACCAGCAUUGGCCAUGGCAGCCAUGGAAGAACCUUCUUAUUACUCCUCAGAUGCUUCUGAUUCUUCCAAUAUCUAUGGGCUUCCACAAGGCAACAACAAUCCUUAUAGCUUGAAUGAUUCUCACCCUCUUUGGUUCCCCAAUGGUGCCUCUUUGUCCUUGGAUUUCUCCAUGGAGGAUGUCGGGAAUGACGACUCCGCUCGCUUGGACGACGACAACGGUUCGAGCCAAAAAACGAGGCAAUGCAGACUCCAACAGUCCCCUACUAACUCUGCUGUUGCUGCUGCUAUCAAUGGGAAGAGCUCUCAACCGAAAAGGAGAACCGAGGUGACAGCAGAAGAAGCUAUGAGAGACGAUGAGGUUGCGCCGACGAUUUCGAUCGACGACAACCCCAAGAAGCGUUCCCCGAGUUUGCCUGAUGUGGAGAAGACGAAGAGGAGUGUGAGAUCUCGGAAGAGCCCGAAGCUCGCUUCGGGAUCUAGCUGCAAUGAAGAGGAUCACAUUGUUAGUCCUAAUGGGCAGAGCACAAGCAGUUUCAGCUCUGAGGAUGACUGUAACGAGCCUCAAGAAAUCAAUUGUGGAGUCACUUCCAGUACAAACUCAAAAGGAUCAGCUUCUCUGACCUCAAAUGGAAAGCCAAGAGCCAGCAGAGGCUCAGCCACAGACCCUCAAAGCCUCUAUGCAAGAAAAAGGAGAGAAAGAAUCAAUGAAAGGUUGAGAAUCUUACAAAGCCUCGUUCCGAACGGCACGAAGGUUGAUAUCAGUACAAUGCUAGAAGAAGCUGUUCAAUAUGUGAAGUUUUUGCAGCUUCAAAUCAAGCUGUUGAGCUCUGAUGAUCUAUGGAUGUAUGCACCAAUCGCUUACAACGGAAUGGAUAUCGGACUUAACUCGAAGCUCAUGAAGCAAGACAAUGCAUCACAAUAGAUAGUCACAAUUUCUUGUUGUAGAAACAAAACAAAGCAAUAUAUAUAUAGAGAUACCAUUUUACCAGCUUUUGAAAUAUAACUCUCUUGACUCUCAUUCAUCUUGGGCUCAAGAGGGUAUGAUUUUAAGAAGGAAUAUGUGUAAUUUUGCUUCUUUUUAAGUUAUAUUUGGGAAGCUCAACUGAUUUGGU